CACAGCUUCAGUCUGGCGGCUCCUCUUCAGUCAGUCAGUCGGUGUGGAGGAGAGCGGACUGAGCGGCGCGCCGGGACCCGGAUCUGUACUACACAUACACGGCAGCAAGACCACAACCGACCGGCAGGCAGGCAGGAGCGGAGCAGCAUGGAGCUGUGAGGGCUGCGGGGACCGACCGGGACCUGCUCCCCCCAAAAAACACGCUGAUUUGUUUAUUUACCGCAUAUGAGAGCAUUUCUUCCCAACAUGGAGACUCCAGGCUGCCGGCUGCUGCUGGCUGCACACUUCAUCCUCUUCUGCCAACAAGCUGAGGGAUAUGCAUACAGGAAUCAGCGCAAGUUCUCAGAAGACAUCGACUGGUCGUACGCAGGAACAUUAAACCAAAACAACUGGGCCAAGAAGUUUCCGUCCUGCAGCAACGCCAAGCAGUCUCCCAUCAACAUCGAGGAGAACCUGGCUCAGGUGAAGCUGCAGUACCAGAAGCUGAGGUUUGACGGCUGGGAGAGCCUCACAACCGACAGCACGACCAUCAAGAACGAUGGCAAGACGGUGGCGGUUAAUGUGGAUGGAGAGUUUUAUGUCAGCGGAGGAGGCCUCAGGUCAAAGUUCAAGGUUGGGCGCAUCACCUUCCAUUGGGGGCGCUGCAACGCCUCAUCAGAGGGAUCCGAACACAGUCUGGAUGGAGUCAAAUACCCUCUAGAGAUGCAGAUCUACUGUUAUGAGGCGCAACGCUUUGACUCUUUAGAUGAAACCAUCAAGGCCGGCGGCAGAAUCACAGCACUCGCCGUCCUGUUUGAGACGAGCAUUGAAGACAACAUCAACUACGCUGCCAUCAUAGACGGCAUCAACAGCGUGAGCAGAUUUGGAAAGAGCGCCGAGGUUUCACCCUUCGCCCUGCGAGGUCUUCUGCCAAACUCCACGGAGAAAUACUUCAUCUACAAUGGCUCCCUGACCACGCCGCCCUGCAGCGAGACUGUAGAGUGGAUCGUCUUCAAGAACACGGCGGUCAUCUCCGACGAACAGCUGGAGAUGUUCUGCGAGGUGAUGACGAUGCAGCAGGCCGGAUACGUGAUGCUGAUGGACUACCUGCAGAACAACUACAGGGAGCAGCAGGAGCAGUUCAUGGGUCAGGUGUUCUCCUCCUACACCGGCACCGAGGAGGUCCUCACACCAGUGUGCAGUUCAGAGCCGGAGAACAUCCAGGCGUCGCCACACAACCUCACCAGCCUGCUGGUGACGUGGGAGCGUCCUCGGGCGGUGUACGACGCCAGCAUCGAGAAAUACUCCGUCACCUACCGACUGGCCAACGUAGAAAGUGCUGCCCCCGUUGUGUACCUGACAGACGGAGACCAGGAUGUGGGGGCGAUACUCGACGACCUGUUGGCCAACACCAGCUACACGGUCCAGGUGGUGGCGGUCUGCACCAACGGUCUGUACGGACGUGUGAGCGACCUGCUGACGGUCGUCAUGCCCAUCGACGACCCCGAAAAUGCACUGGAUCCAGAUUCAGAUGAAUUUGACACUGAGGACUACUAUAACCCCAAUCUGUCUUGGAAUGAACCAGUCCCAACGGAGGAUUACGAUCAGGCCUGGAUUCCUACAACCUCUCCAAGGACCACGACCUCUGGAUUACCUCUUUUACCUCUCCCUGGCAUCAGGAGCACAACAACUGAAUCUGUGCAGAGGAAAACUACCACAGAUCCGGUUCUCUCGGCCAGAUCCACCCACUCUGGUCAAGCUCAUGGCCGUUCUGAAGAGACAGCACGCCACAGUACCUCCACACGUCCACCGGAGGUCGCCCUGUCACCAGAGACCAGAGGAAGUGCUGAUUUUAGUGGCAAUGCUCCUGUUUAUUUCACAACAACACCAACAAGCCAGGGAGCCUUCACUUCCACCAGCGCCACUCCUUUACACUCCACUCCAAAGACAGAUGGUGUACUCGAAGGCAUCAGUCCCAAGGACUCCUCUGAAAAAACAAAAGGUGGUGUCAGUACAACCACUGCUACCUUCACCAGCGCAAAGACAAAAGGUGGUAAAAGUAUUUCUUCAUUCAGCACAACCACAACCACAUCGAGGUCUCGUACUAGCGACUUGAGUAGCACAACGACAUCAUCAUCCUUCAUCCGGGCCAAGACAGACCGAGGCCUGGCGCGCCCCGUGAAUGAAGACACCACUACUGAUGUAGGUCUGUCUGCAGGAGGUCUUCCAGGGAUCCAGGCUGAAGGUUCAACCACCACGGUUUCAUCAUCAACUGCAGCUGCUCCACGUAGGCCCACAAGUCCCAGCAUGCCCAAUUUUUCAUCCACCACGGCCUCUGUUCGGUUGAGUGGUGUUCUCUUGCAGACCACACAGCCGCUGUCCAACGGUGAGCGCCCCUUUGUCCUCCCCUCCUCUUCCUCCUCCUCCUCUUCCUUCGCCUCCCCCCCUCUGUGUGACACUGCGGACCCCGGCGCCGCCCCCUCCACCUGCCUGCAUGACCCUCCCUCCUCGUCUUGGCCUGUGUUGUCUGCCUCCGCAUCGGACUCCCAGCAUGCCGCUACUGCGCCGCUGUCUAGCAAAGACCCAGCUUCUCCUUCAACCCUCACGCUCCCCGCCUCCACCCUGCCUCACCUCCCUCACCCCUCAGUCCCUCUGUCUGGUCGGGAGACUAACCCUGUCUCCCCCGGUUUCGGGUUCAGUGAUAAUGAAAGCGAUGGUGAUUUGUUGUCUGGGUCUUCAUCUUCAUCGGUCUCCUCGAGUGACCCCUCACUGUUUAGCGAUACCCCUCCUCUCCAAACGGUGCCGGAUCCGUCUGGCACCACUGUCGCCGUCGAGCCGUCUGAAUCCUCCUGGGAUCCGUCCCUCUCAACAGUCUCUCUGUCUCUCAGCCCCACCCUCCAGCCUUCAGUCAUCCUCUCUAGUGACUUCAUCCUUUCCGGCACAACUCCGGGCUUAUCCCGGUCAUUCUCAGUCGGGUUUGAGGACUCAAGGUACGCCACAGGAAGCAAGUUAGAAUCUUUUCUCCCUGAGGUCAGCGGUGAUGGGUUUCCGUUAGCUAGUGACGUGGACCCCAUGUGUGGCUGCUCUCUGGAGCCGUCUGCGUCCUCGUCCUGGUUGCAUGCCUCUUCUCAUGUACCCCUGCCGUCCUCAGCCUGGGACUCUGCUAGCUUAGAGCUGUACUCUAGCGUUGGCUUCCCUUCAGUCUCUGGUGGUGGUAUUGACAGCCCUCUGCGCUCUCUGUCUGUAGCGGGUUCUGAUGGUCUGUCUUUAGACCACAGUGCUAUUUCUCCCUCAUCAUCCUCUUCACACUCCCACCUUCUCCAAGUCACCUAUAGUGACCUACCCAUUUCUGUUGCAGCCACAGCGUCUGGCGUCAGGGAUCCCUGGUUCUCGCCAUCAGACGGGAACUCCGCCCUACAAACCUCUCCCCUCCCUUCCUCACCCUCAGCUUCCCCCUUCACCCCCACCCCAGAGGGACAGGCAUUAGACACUAGCAGCAGUGCCUCUGGCUCGGCCCUGUUCCCUGACUCCCAGGAAGGCGUAGAUCAGGAAUGGGACAGGGUUCAAACUUCGGCCUCUGGAGAGAACGCGUUCCCUUACUCACCCAAAAUCACUAACACCAGCCCCCCGUCUACGACCUCUGCGUCAGGCCAAAACCCUGAUGAUGUGGACGAACACUCCUCUGCAUUUUAUUUUGAAAGUGAGAGUGGUAGUGCCGUCACCUCGGAGGUAGGAGACACAGCGACGCCGACCUUUCCUGCGGUAACUUCGGCUUCACCCUUGUCGCUGGGCGGGGAGGAGGAGAGCGGCUCAGGGCAAGGUGAAGGCCUGUACGACAACGAGACGUCCUCUGACUUCAGUAUCCCCGAGCGCACUGAAAGGGAGUCGGAGGAAGAGGAACCAGUCGCAGACGCCAGUAACAGCAGCCACGAGUCGAGAGUCGGCUCGAUUAGGGAGCGAGAGAGGAAGGCCGUGGUUCCCCUGGCUGUCAUCUCCACCCUCACCGUCUUCGGCCUGAUCGUGCUCAUCAGCAUCCUCGUCUACUGGAGAACCUGUUUCCAGACGGCUCACUUCUACAUCGACGACAGCUCAUCACCCAGAGUCAUCCCUGCACCGUCCACUGCUGCAUUAACAUCUGACAAAGAAACAGCUUUUCCAGUGAAGGAGUUUGUCAAACACGUAGCCGAGCUUCACGAUACCGGCGGCUUCCAACGAGGGUUUGAGACACUGAAGGAGAGUUACGAGGAGGUGCAGGCGUGCACGGUGGACAUGGGGAUGACGACCGACAGCUCCAACCAUCCUGACAACAAGACUAAAAACAGAUACAGCAACAUCCUGGCCUAUGACCACAGCCGGGUGCGACUGUCGCCGCAGGCCGACAAAGACGGGAAAAUGAGGGACUACAUCAAUGCAAACUACGUGGACGGUUUCCAGGCGUCGCGGUCGUACAUCGCCGCUCAGGGUCCUCUGAGGUCGAGCACCGAGGACUUCUGGAGGAUGAUCUGGGAGCAAAACGUCUGCGUCAUCGUCAUGAUCACCAACCUGGUGGAGAAAGGAAGAAGGAAGUGUGAUCAGUACUGGCCGACGGAGGCGCAGGAGGAGUACGGCAGCUACCUGGUGACGGUGAAGAGCUGCAGAGCGCUCGCCUACUACACCCAGAGGACCUUCACCGUCAGGAACACCAGCGCCAAAAAGGGCUCCCAGAAGGGGCGGAGCAACGAGCGGACGGUGAUGCAGUACCAUUACACCCAGUGGCCCGACAUGGGCGUCCCAGAGUUCGCUCUGCCGCUGCUCAGCUUCGUCCGCAAGUCGUCCAAAGCCAGGAGGGACAGUAAGGAGCCGGUGGUGGUGCACUGCAGCGCCGGCGUGGGCCGGACGGGCACGUACAUCGUCCUGGACAGCAUGCUGAAGCAGAUAAGAGACGAAAGCAGCGUCAACAUCACAGGCUUCCUCAAACACAUCCGCACACAGAGGAACUACCUGGUUCAGACAGAGGAACAGUAUGUUUUUAUCCACGACGCCUUGGUGGAAGCCAUCUUGUCCGGAGAGACAGAGGUGGCGGCGGCUCAACUGCACAGGUACGUGGACGAGCUGCUGAUCCCGGGGCCUGCUGGGAGGACGCGUCUGGACAAACAGUUCAAGCUGAUUUGUCACUCCGGGGUGAAGCAGUCCGACUACUCAGCCGCUCUGCAGGACUGCAACCGCAGCAAGAACAGAAACUGCUCUGUGAUACCUGUUGAAAGAUCACGAGUGCGCCUGUCGACGACGGAGCAGGAAACGUUUGACUACAUUAAUGCGUCGUACAUCACAGGCUACAGGCAGAGCAGUGAGUUCAUCAUUACCCAGAAUCCCUUGCCUGGCACCAUAAAGGACUUCUGGAGGAUGAUAUGGGACCACAACGCUCAGGUCAUCGUAUCGCUGCUGGGGACACAAACAGACGAGACGGAGGAGGAGGCGGAGCUAUGUGACACCUGGCCUCGCAAAGGGCAGCCAAUCAGCUAUGAGACGUUCACUGUCACUCAGAGGAGUGAGAAUCUCAUCUGUCUGGCCAAUGAGGACAUGCUGGUUGUCCAGGAGUACGUGUUGGAAGCUACACAGGACGACUUCGUUCUGGAGGUGAAACACUACCGCGCCCCCCGCUGGCCGAACCCAGACAGUCCCAUCAGCAACACCUUUGAGCUCCUCAACCUGGUGAAGGAGGAGAGCGCCACAAAGGACGGCCCCACCGUGGUCCACGAUGAUGUGGGCGGAGUCACAGCAGGAACGUUCUGCGCUCUGACGUCUCUGACUCGCCAACUGGAGGCCGAAGGUUCGGUCGAUGUCUUCCAAACGGCCAAGCUGACGAACCUCAUGAGACCAGGGAUCUUCAGCGACAUCGAGCAGUACCAGUUCCUGUACAAAGCCAUGCUGAGUCUCAUCGGGACACAAGAAGAUGAGAAAACCCUCCAGUCCUCCGACAACAACGGCACCAUCGUGGUGGGAACCGCCAGCACUGCCGAGAGCCUGGAGUCGCUGGUGUAACUGCCCCAAAAACACAAAGAACUCAAACAAAAAAAAGGAACUUAACUUUUACAAAUGAGCAACAGCAUUUUGUCCUUCCUCUUCAACCACCAACAGAACUUCUCCUGAUGCCGGACUUGAGCUACAACCAUUAAAUAAAAAAAGAGUCCUCGUUGUUCAGGACGUUGUAGUUCGAGGCCGAGCAAACGACUUUCUUCUUCGCUGGAUCUGGACUUCCUGCGGUUUUGUAAUGUGUGCCUUUUUGUAUUUUUCAUUCUGUACUUCUAACUUCGAUACAAGCUGUAGACUAACUGUCUAAUGUUCUAACGCUGUGCUGUCCUGAGACGUUUUACUCGACUAACACACUUUUCCUAGACCUUUGUAUUUAUUGGCACUGAGCCAAAAUGGGGGAAAAAAGGGAAAAACUGCAUCUUUUUACAUCAAAUGAGAUAUUUUGUUAGCUUGCCUUUUAUAGAGCUCCUGCACUGAACUCCUUUCUGUAAAUACCAUCGCUACGGUAGCAGCAGUGUGCCGUGAAGUCAAAUAUUAAAAAAAAAGGGGGCCUGGAAUAUUAAAAAUAAUAAUCUAAUGUAAAUAAUAUUAUAGUAAUCAACUCGAUGGACCAAAUUUCUAUUUAUACUUUUAGAUUUUUAUAUUUUACCAUUUUUAGUGCAUUCAAAUGUUAUGGUUUAAUUCUAAUUGCUUAGUUUGAGAACAUUAAUGCUUUUAUAUUCUGGAUUUUGUAACAGACUAAAUGUGAUGCAUGGGGUACUGACAUGUUUGUUUUUAUAGCUGGACAUGAAACACUGCGGGACUGUUAGCUAGACGAUUAAAAAAGUGAAAGAAUAUCAAUAGAA
Messenger RNA from Acanthopagrus latus (yellowfin seabream), 6836 nucleotides. RefSeq names its product protein tyrosine phosphatase receptor type Z1a (gene ptprz1a). Gene Ontology annotation, molecular function: protein tyrosine phosphatase activity; protein binding. The record is from RefSeq and is a predicted model, not a curated record. Lineage: Eukaryota; Metazoa; Chordata; Actinopteri; Spariformes; Sparidae. Bases 226 to 6000 code for a protein of 1924 amino acids. Gene Ontology annotation, biological process: peptidyl-tyrosine dephosphorylation. The transcript is spliced from 30 exons.